Messenger RNA from Styela clava, 2289 nucleotides. NCBI's taxonomy places the organism in Eukaryota, Metazoa, Chordata, Ascidiacea, Stolidobranchia, Styelidae. The record is from RefSeq and is a predicted model, not a curated record.
GGGAAAAAACAUCCUACAAAAUUAAGUCAAGCAGAUCUAACCCGCCUUGAUGGAAACAAUUUAAGAGAAAUAAUAAAUGAGUUUAAUGGAACAAAGUCAUCUGCAGAUAAUGGAGAUGUAGAGAAUCAAAAUUUUUGCUUCGGAUUACCAUAUCCUGCCCACUGUGAUAAGUAUUAUGGCCCAUAUUCUGUUGAAUGCCUAACUACAAUAUGGACUUCAGUGAGAUGUUUGCCAGAAGGUGAAGAAUAUCCUCACAAGUUAUCUGAAAGUGCUAUAGCAGCUUUCACUGAAAUGGGACUGAGACCAUUGAUCGCACAGUUUAAUGCCUCAGCUCUUGCAUCAGAUAACGGAGAUGUUGGUCAUCAGAAGAAAUGCUUUGGAAUGGAAUAUCCACAGCACUGUGUAAAAUACUAUGGACCACAUCCUACAUCUUGUUUGAAAACGAUUUGGAGUCAUUUUGAAUGUUUAGAACUUGGAACUAAAUAUCCUGAUAAACUUACAACAGAGGAACAUCAAAGAUAUGACAAACAAACACUUAGGGAAGUCAUCAGUGAUUUUGAAAACACAAGGAACAAGGCUGAUAGUGCUUCUAAACAACAUCAGCAAUACUGUUUUGGAAUGGAAUAUCCUCUCCAUUGUACAUUAUAUUAUGGACCUCACCCUGUUGAAUGUUUGGUAACGAUCUGGAUUUUGGAACUUUGCUUACCUGAUGGUCAUAAACAUCCAACUAAACUUUCCAAUGACGCCUUGGAACGGCAUGAUCAAAUGAAUCAAAGAGAAAUUAUAAGUGAAUUCAAGUCUAUCAAAUCUUCUGCGGAUGAAGGUGAUCAUGACAAUCAGAAUUUUUGUUUUGGAAUGGCAUAUCCCAAGCACUGUAAUGAGUAUUAUGGACCAUACAUUAUUGAUUGUCUUAAAACAAUUUGGGAAAUGGUAAGAUGCCUUCCUGAUGGAUCAAAAUUUCCAUCCAAACUAGACUCAGCAGAAAUUGAUGGAUUCAAUGGAAUGGGAUUGACUCCACUCAUUGAACUCUUCAACACGUCUGCACUUUCUGCCGAUAAGGGCGAUGUCAAAUUCCAACAGGAAUGUUUUGGAUUGGAAUAUCCUGAGGGUUGUGUCAACUACUACGGGCCACAUCCCAUGGAAUGCUUAAUCACAAUAUGGAAAUCAUUCGAAUGUUUGGAACUUGGAUCAAGAUUUCCAGAAAAACUUCCAAGAUCUGAACUUCAACGAAUUGAUAAUCUAAAUAUCAGGGAAGUAACGGCUGAAUUUAAGGUUAUCAGGAAUGAUGCGGAUAAUAACAAUAAGGAGUCACAGGUGUACUGUUUUGGAAUGGAAUAUCCACUGCAUUGCUUAAAAUAUUACGGACCACAUCCAGUGAAUUGUCUGGAGACCAUGUGGAUUUCUGCACGUUGCAUAAAUGAAGGGAAAAAACAUCCUACAAAAUUAAGUCAAACAGAUCUAACCCGCCUUGAUGGAAACAAUUUAAGAGAAAUAAUAAAUGAGUUUAAUGGAACAAAGUCAUCUGCAGAUAAUGGAGAUGUAGAGAAUCAAAAUUUUUGCUUCGGAUUACCAUAUCCUGCCCACUGUGAUAAGUAUUAUGGCCCAUAUUCUGUUGAAUGCCUAACUACAAUAUGGACUUCAGUGAGAUGUUUGCCAGAAGGUGAAGAAUAUCCUCACAAGUUAUCUGAAAGUGCUAUAGCAGCUUUCACUGAAAUGGGACUGAGACCAUUGAUCGCACAGUUCAAUGCCUCAGCUCUUGCAUCAGAUAACGGAAAUGUUGGUCAUCAGAAGAAAUGCUUUGGAAUGGAAUAUCCAAAGCACUGUGUAAAAUACUAUGGACCACAUCCUACAUCUUGUUUGAAAACGAUUUGGAGUCAUUUUGAAUGUUUAGAACUUGGAACUAAAUAUCCUGAUAAACUUACAACAGAGGAACAUCAAAGAUAUGACAAACAAACACUUAGGGAAGUCAUCAGUGAUUUUGAAAACACAAGGAACAAGGCUGAUAGUGCUUCUAAACAACAUCAGCAAUACUGUUUUGGAAUGGAAUAUCCUCUCCAUUGUACAUUAUAUUAUGGACCUCACCCUGUUGAAUGUUUGGUAACGAUCUGGAUUUUGGAACUUUGCUUACCUGAUGGUCAUAAACAUCCAACUAAACUUUCCAAUGACGCCUUGGAACGGCAUGAUCAAAUGAAUCAAAGAGAAAUUAUAAGUGAAUUUAAGUCUAUCAAAUCUUCUGCGGAUGAAGGUGAUCAUGACAAUCAGAAUUUUUGUUUUGGAAUGGGUCAGUAA